AGUGAUUUGCUAUCAGAUCUUGCGAGUCCCACUGAUCGAAACAGCUGAAUCAGCAGGUCUGUGUGGUGUGAUCUUAGAGAAUCAGAAGACUCCGCAAACGUACGAACCACAUCGCUGAUAUAGGGGGAGUGCUGUUCUCUUCUAAUUUUACUGCAUUAAUACCCUGAUCUUAAGCCCAGCAGCUGUUCUCCUCGAUGUCUGAUACGACGCCUUCGUCAGUGACACUUCUGUUUCCAAAUGCCCAGAGGCGUGAAGUUGAUUUGGAGCUCUUUGAGCAUAAAGGGGUCGAUGGCAUCACUGUGGAAGAGGUGAUGCAUCAUAUCUUUGAUACCACAGUGCCUCAAGCAGAGGCACCUGCCGACGAUAAGGAACUGACGACAACCAAUUCUAACGACCAGACAACGGUGACUGCGGAAGAGCCAGCAAUAACGAAGGAGCCGGGGGUAUGGCAAGGUGGUGAUGUGCCGGAGAGCUGGCAGCAGAUACGCCUUAUUCAUAUGGGCGCAGCGUUGCAACCCAGCACAAAGCUUGCGCACCUCAGAUUGGACCUCAGCGAUAUCAUCCAUGUGAGCUGCAGACCCUUGAUUCUGGAGGAGGAGAAGCCAAAGGCCUUGAAGAAGAGGCUGAGAAGCAUCUCGAGCUUUGCCGGUGCUCUGAACCGCAGUCACACUACUGAAACGAACACGAAUACGAAUGUCAACGCAAACACCUCUACGGCUCGUGGAGAGAGAACCACAACUAAUGAUGCGAAUAACGAGAUUAACCAGGCUAGUACAGGUGGAUCGUCGUGCUGUGUCAUAUGCUGAUUGUUUUCCUAUAAUUCCUUUAAACCUAUAUACAUAUAAAGCAGGUCAGAGCUU
Molecule: messenger RNA, 860 nt
Organism: Williopsis jadinii
Lineage: Eukaryota; Fungi; Ascomycota; Saccharomycetes; Phaffomycetales; Wickerhamomycetaceae
Exons: 1
Coding region: 195-806 (203 amino acids)
Source: RefSeq, a predicted model, not a curated record